AUGUCUUCAUAUAACUCCAAUUCCAAAUUGGCUCAACCUGAAAAGCAACUUCCUCAAGGGCAAUGGUCCACUGGCCUUUUCGAUUGUUUGGACGAUCGUUCUAAUUGUCUUCUCACUUGCUUCUGUCCAUGCAUCACCCUCGGGCGGAUUGCGGAGAUUGUUGACAGGGGGACUACAUCUCGUGGGAUGGCUAGCCUCAACUCCUACGCAAUGGGGUCUAUUGGCUGUGGGUGGCUAUAUUCUGGAAAAUAUCGAGCCAAGUUGAGAGCAAUGUUUUCACUACCAGAAGAACCAUGCGGUGAUUUUGUGCUCCAUGGCUGCUGCUGUGUCUUUUCUAUUUGUCAGGAGUACAGAGAACUCAAAAAUCAUGGAAUCGAUCCCUCCAUAGGGUGGCAAGCUAACGUUGAGAAGUGGAACCGGGAAGGGAUCAAGCCCCCGAUUGUCGAAUCGGGCAUGGAUCGUUAA
This is a messenger RNA of Prunus armeniaca (apricot), 465 nucleotides long. The record is from the annotation of a GenBank genome assembly. NCBI's taxonomy places the organism in Eukaryota, Viridiplantae, Streptophyta, Magnoliopsida, Rosales, Rosaceae.